UUUUCAGUGAGGGUCGGCUGACUGAGCUCCUCUGCAUUAGGUGGCGGAAUGCGCGCGCGUCGCUGCUCGCAGAAUGUGGCGUAUAAUAAAGAAGAACAAUCUUCCCCAGCUUUGGAUCAAAGGUAGCACUAGCACCUUAGCAAACAAAUCCAGGAUAGUAUUUGGUCUCUGUGGUGCUUUUCAAAACACUGUUAAUCGCUUAACGCUGGAUAGGCGAGCGAAAAUCGUAGAAUCAGAGUUCGUGCGCGCAUGUAAUGCGAUGAGCGCGAGAAUUAGCAUCUGCUGUGAACGCGAGCUUCAGAGCUAACGGCUGCUGAUAACGGGCAGCCGACGAGGAAUUACCGCUUUUAUUGUCCUUAGUCGGUUUUGUUACUCUCUUGUCAAGAACAGCUUAGAGCAGUUGGCAAACAGUGGCUGGAGAAACAGUAACAUAAACGGGGGCUAGUCUGCGCUACUUUUGCCGGUGAAAUGCAUGCGUAAGAUGUUAGCCGAGCACGUAUAGCCUCAGAAGCUCCCGUCUUUAUAGCUUUCCUACGGUCUUGUGGAGUUUGACAGUGUGUUGCAUUUAAUGCCAGUUACACAUUCAACAAGGAAAGGGGCUGUUCCAAAGUUCACCGGACAGCAUGGGAAUUGUACAUAAGAAGGCAUCUUAGCGCUUAGACCUGGUCCCACGACAAGAUUUAGGUAAGAUCGCACCUGUACGAGCCCGCUGAAGCAGACAGAGUGAAGAUCAGUGAGUGCGUGCCACAGUCAACAUCAUGUCUGAGGACACCAGCGUGGACAGAUUCAUAAAGGAGACAUCCAUCCUGGAAGAGUAUAACAUCAAUUGGACACAGAAGCUAGGAGCUGGGAUCAGUGGUCCUGUGAGGGUGUGUGUAAAGAAGUCGACACAAGAACGGUUUGCCCUGAAAAUCUUGAUUGACAGACCCAAAGCCCGCAAUGAGGUUAGGCUUCAUAUGAUGUGUGCCUCUCACCCCAACAUUGUGAAAAUAAUGGAGGUGUAUGCCAACAGUGUGCAGUUUCCCCAUGAAUCCAGUCCAAGGGCAAGAUUACUGAUUGUCAUGGAAAUGAUGGAAGGUGGCGAGUUGUUCCACAGAAUCAGCCAGCACAAGCACUUUACAGAGAAGAUGGCCAGCCAGGUCACUAAACAGAUAAGCCUUGCAUUACAACACUGUCAUUCAUUAAAUAUUGCACAUCGAGACCUGAAACCAGAGAACCUGCUCUUCAAGGACAAUUCACUGGAUGCUCCUGUAAAACUGUGUGAUUUUGGUUUUGCCAAAAUCGACCAAGGUGAUUUAAUGACCCCACAGUUCACUCCAUACUAUGUAGCACCGCAGGUGCUGGAGGCACAGAGACGCCACCAGAAAGAAAAGUCUGGAAUUAUACCUACCUCACCCACACCUUACACAUACAACAAGAGCUGUGACCUAUGGUCCUUAGGGGUGAUUGUCUAUGUAAUGCUCUGCGGAUAUCCUCCAUUUUACUCCAAACACCACAGCCGUACCAUCCCAAAAGAUAUGCGCAAAAAAAUCAUGACUGGCAGCUUUGACUUCCCAGAGGAGGAGUGGAGUCAAAUAUCUGAAAUGGCCAAGGACAUUGUCCGCAAGCUACUUAAAGUGAAGCCCGAGGAGAGACUAACCAUAGAGGGAGUGUUAGCCCAUCCCUGGCUCAACUGCACUGAAGCGCUGGACAAUGUGCUUCCGUCUGCUCAAAUGAUGAUGGACAAGGCAGUUGUGGCUGGAAUCCAACAGGCCCAUGCUGAACAACUGGCCAACAUGAGGAUACAGGACCUGAAUCUCAGUCUAAAGCCACUCAACUCUGUCAACAACCCCAUUUUGAGAAAGAGAAAGCUACUUGGCACCAAACCCAGUGAUGAACUUUUCAUCAAUGAUCCUGAGAAUGAGGCAGAGGACACCAACGUGGCUCUGGAAAAACUACGAGAUGUAAUUGCACAGUGCAUCUUACCACAGGCUGGUGACAAUGAGGAUGAGAAGCUAAAUGAAGUUAUGCAUGAAGCGUGGCGAUUCAAUCGAGAUUGCAAACUACUCAGAGAGGGAUUGCAAGGGUUAAGUUGGGAUGGUAGAUCAUUUUCAGACAAAGUAGAUCGCUUAAAGCUGGCUGAAAUUGUCAAACAGGCCAUUGAAGAAAAGACAAAUUUACAGGACUCCCAAUAGCAAGUGCUGAAAUUUUAAUCCCUUUUGUACUGUUAAUUAUAAUUGUCAUUAGGCAUAUGAUUGCAAAAUGUUUUUGUAUUAAAUUGCAGACCUUUUUCCAUGGUCAUACUGUAGUCUGUUGUAAAUCUCUAGCUGAAACCAAGUUGUUGUUGGAAUGAUUUGUUUUCACUACAGACUGCAGUAAAGAAAUGUUUUAAAGAAAUUGCAGAGAAGUUUUCAUUUCUGAUUUUCAUAAUGAAAAAUAGGGGGGAAAUAUCUAUAUUAGAUAACAUUUUAUAAUUCACCUUAGCUCAGUUAAUUUAAUUAAAUCAAAAAAUGUUGUCACUAAUUAAAAAGAAGAAAAGAUAAUGUUAUGCAGUAAAAAAUGUGGGACACUAAAUUGGUGUACAGUAAUGCACAGAUUGGAAUGCAAAGUUUCAUAAAGAUGGAUAAUUUAAUUUGAGAGUUAAUUUGUCCUAAAAAUUUUACCUUUUGACUAUUAGGUGGCCCUGCUAGCAAACUUAUGUUGUAUUAUCAGAGGAUGCUUACAGUGGCAUCUGUCAGGUCAAUGAAGAUCUAAUGAAUGCUGUAGGAAUAAAAUAAAGUUAUCUCAUUCUGAAUAUUCUUUAGAGGUCAUGAGUCUUUAAAAUGAAUGGAUUUGUGUUUGUAAAAUCUGGGAAAAAAACUUUUUUUUUUUUUUUUUUUUUUGUACUCAUAGCAUUCUUAGAAAUUUCUGUUUGGUAAAGUGUUUAAGAACUUGGCAUAACUAGAAAAAUGUAUGUUCAUCAUAGAAAUAUCCUUCACUUGAGAUUUUAUGAGUUUCUGUGGCUUUUGUUCAACUCUGGUAGGUACGUAAAAUUCUCACAGUGGAGCUGAAGUGUUUAUGGUGGAGCCUUGACGACUCUUGGUUGCUAUGACAGAAUAACAAUCUUAUAGAAAGAUAAAAUGAUUUGUGAUUGUCUGCAGAUUUUCAGUGACUCUUUCUGCAGGUUAAACCAGUAGGUGAUGACAAGUGACUGUCUUUAUGAGCGAGUCACUGAAUCAUUCACUCCAUAAUUUCAUUAAAAAAUGCUGAUACCACAGUAUUAUAUCGCCAUAUGCAUUGGCAGUAGCAAUAAUCUACAACUACAGCAAUAACCAACAGCAGCAGCAGUGUAGCAGAUCUAUUCCACCAAGACCAAAUACAUUAACAUGGUCAUAUCCAUCACCAUGCUAAAAUCUUCUGAGAGUUGUCAUGAUUAAAAUGCGUUUAUGCCAUCUCUGAGCAGCUUUACACUGUCUGUGGAAAAGCACCUAAAUGCUACUUCAGAAGCACAUCUGUGCCACCUUUGCAGUGUAAAUUUGGCACAGACCCAUUUUAAAUCUUAUAUUUAUGUCUAAAGAAUUAGAAUUUCAAUCACACAUUGAAGCUGUGCUUCGAAUAAUAAAUUUGAUGAUUUAUA
Molecule: messenger RNA, 3595 nt
Organism: Cyprinus carpio (common carp)
Lineage: Eukaryota; Metazoa; Chordata; Actinopteri; Cypriniformes; Cyprinidae
Gene: mapkapk5
Product: MAPK activated protein kinase 5
Exons: 14
Coding region: 759-2174 (471 amino acids)
Biological process (GO): peptidyl-serine phosphorylation; negative regulation of TOR signaling; protein autophosphorylation
Cellular component (GO): cytoplasm; nucleus
Molecular function (GO): ATP binding; mitogen-activated protein kinase binding; calmodulin binding
Source: RefSeq, a predicted model, not a curated record